AUGUUCGGAAAGCUCUUCCAGAUCGGCAAAAUCUUCGUGGUUGUCGUCCACCGCAUCUGCACAGCCCUACGCAUGCUCCUGACACAGCAACUCCACCGUCUCACCUACCAAGCUGUCGAGCAUCCACGCAAUGUAUUCGUGAUCGGAGCUUCGUUUGCGGGCUAUCAUGUUGCGCGAUGCUUGGCAAAUUCGCUUCCUACCGGUUAUCGUGUUGUCGUGAUCGAGAAGCAUACGCAUUUCCACUUCACGUGGAUCUUACCUGAAGUCUGCGCCAACGGGCUCGUGGACAUGGGUGACCGAUACAGUGCAACGGAUUGUUCCGGGUGGGAAAGGGGGGGCUCGGGGAAGGUGGAGCUUAAGUCUGGCGAGUCGGUAGACUAUGAGUAUCUGGUCAUUGCAACGGGUGCAUCGGCUGGUCUCCCGUCGAGGGUUCCUGUCAGCAGCAAGCAGGAAGGUAUGAAUAUGCUAGAGGAUGAACAGGAGAAGUUGCGUGUUGCGAAUGACGUGGUUGUUAUCGGCGGUGGAGAUGCUGGGGUGGAGCUCGCAGCGGAUGCGAAGGCGCGAUAUCCGGAGAAGAAUGUUACUUUGGUGCAUCCACGACAGCGACUGCUGAAUAGUCACUAUGGCGAUCAAGUUGGACAGAUUGCUUCGAGGGAGCUGAGGACAUUGGGAGUGAACGUCCGUCUCGGAGAGAGGGCGACGCUAGAUGCAGAGCAGACUCAAUCUAUCUGA
Aspergillus melleus is the source of this 732-nucleotide messenger RNA. RefSeq lists its product as uncharacterized. NCBI's taxonomy places the organism in Eukaryota, Fungi, Ascomycota, Eurotiomycetes, Eurotiales, Aspergillaceae. Gene Ontology annotation, cellular component: cytoplasm. The record is from RefSeq and is a predicted model, not a curated record. Bases 1 to 732 code for a protein of 243 amino acids. Gene Ontology annotation, molecular function: electron-transferring-flavoprotein dehydrogenase activity; flavin adenine dinucleotide binding. The transcript is spliced from 2 exons.